This is a messenger RNA of Trichoderma atroviride IMI 206040, 890 nucleotides long. NCBI's taxonomy places the organism in Eukaryota, Fungi, Ascomycota, Sordariomycetes, Hypocreales, Hypocreaceae. The record is from RefSeq and is a predicted model, not a curated record.
CAAAAGACGUGUUUUGUCAGAAUCAACAUGCCGUAUUAUAUUUGGACUAUCUUGAGAACAAUGCCGCCCAUAUCUUUUCCCAUCUUCCCGUCAUUAACGCUAUUUGCCCUGCCAGUCUAUAUCUUUAUUGCGUGUUCAACUAUCAAUUAUUCAAGCAUUCUGCCACCGCCUGGCAUGGCUAUUUUCACCUCAUUGAGUUCCAACAAGCCCAUGGCUGCCAGAUGGCUGGCGGUAUAUGGCAUGACCAACACCGUGCCAUUCCUGAUAAAAACGGCCCAUCACAGUCUUGCGAUGCUUAGACCUUCUCAACAGACCAUGACUGAUUGACUCCCCAACAUGGAUAAAGAAAAAGUGGCGGAGCGGUGCCGAAGUAAAAAUAGAACGAAGAAAAGGAAAGGAAACACCAGGAAAAAAAAAAAAAAAAAAGAAGAAAGAACAAAAAAAUGAAAAUCAACACCCAAAGAAUCUAAAAUGCUGUGAUGUGCACCAGGUAAAAAAAAAAAAAUAGUUUGCCGUUGUAGCUCAGCCUCCCUGUCCGCGAGGCUUUUUCCAAAACUCAGGCUGAGAUUGAUAAAAUAAAAAGGUAUAUAUUCCAGGGUCGUCAAAGUGAGCGCCCUGGAACCGUUCGUGUGCCUUGUUUCUUUUUGGAAUGAAUUAAUAUCGACGUAAAGAGCCGGUCCAGUGAGAACACUUAUUAAUGUCAUAUGUAUCCCCAGCAUGGCCCGCGGCUGUCUUCAGUUUCGUUUCCACAUGUACAUAUACGGGACUUGAUAGCCCCCCCAAGUUCAAAAAGCGCCAGUAUCGACCAAUAGUCCAAAGUGAUCCAAACAGUCGAAUUUGCGAUAGCUGCACUACGCUGCCGAUAUGUUGCUGCAUGAGAUAGAGAGGGU